This is a messenger RNA of Pediculus humanus corporis (human body louse), 198 nucleotides long. RefSeq lists its product as uncharacterized. NCBI's taxonomy places the organism in Eukaryota, Metazoa, Arthropoda, Insecta, Psocodea, Pediculidae. Bases 1 to 198 code for a protein of 65 amino acids. The record is from RefSeq and is a predicted model, not a curated record. Gene Ontology annotation, biological process: positive regulation of MAPK cascade. Gene Ontology annotation, molecular function: protein binding; transmembrane receptor protein tyrosine kinase activator activity. The transcript is spliced from 2 exons. Gene Ontology annotation, cellular component: terminal bouton.
AUGGACAGAUUUGCAUGUCCAACGCCUGACAGAAUGGGACGAUACAGGUGUAUAGAUGAUCACGUUCUUUGUGAUGGUUUCAUAGACUGCCCAAAUGGGGAAGACGAAGAUAGACAAGCGUGCAUGUUUUACAAAACGACGAAGGCUCAUCUGGAUGUUAUAGCUGAUGCAGUGCUCAGAUGGGCGAGAGGCCGUUAA